Molecule: messenger RNA, 3171 nt
Organism: Biomphalaria glabrata
Lineage: Eukaryota; Metazoa; Mollusca; Gastropoda; Planorbidae
Product: trichoplein keratin filament-binding protein-like
Exons: 2
Coding region: 1103-2191 (362 amino acids)
Source: RefSeq, a predicted model, not a curated record
GGUGCGUAGAUUAUGGCAUUCUAGCACCAAUGUGUAUUAAGUGCACUAUUUUUGAACGCACUUUCUUUUUGUUGCCUUGCUUGUAAGUUAAUGGAGUGUUUUUGUUCUGCUGGUGUAACGUUUGUUGAGAUUCUUCUGUGUUCCCCUGUUUAGGGGAGUUAGUUUGGGAUUGGAAGUCUACGCUGGUGACUAAAGACAGCAGUGUGUUGUGUUGUGGUUUCGAACAUUAAUGUGUACGUUGUGGGACAGCAAGGUGUAGAAUUAUUAUUUAAUUAGUUAAGUCACAGUAUUAAAAUGUUCCAAAUUCAAUGUCAUUACUCCAUUAGUUUGUCAUCAUACUUAUAUUUAUAUCAUUAAAUAUUUACAUUGUUACCAGUGAGUCAUUUAUUUAUUGUAUGCACGAAGGUGCCUGGUUGAAUGUCAGGGGCCCGGGCAAACGAGCUAAGGCCUUAACAUAACCCUGACAGUUGGGGGCUCGAGUCCGGCUGUGACUACCAGUCACAGAACUAUAAUUUCAAUCAUUACAUAAGUUUUAGUUACUUGAUUAUGUAGCAGCAGUGUCUACAAUCUAAUAAUUGUUUACAUAGUAUUGCAUCACAAUCUACUGUACUAAUAUUGAAUUGUGUACCAUUGGCAACGAUGUAUAUUGAAAGUAGCAGAUAAAUACAUCCUUUGUGAUAUAAGUGAUAUAACUAUAUAACUAUACUGUACUAUAUACUAUAUAACUAUUGUAUUGCAAGAUUGAAACGUAUUUGUAUUUUCUUGUUUUCUAUAUUGUGCUUCACCUUCGAACGAGUGUCUUCUCGCUCCCGACAGCAAGCGAACGUGAGUGUAAAGUGGCUGUAAAGUGGUACCUGUACUGAAGUCUGAGGCUACUAGUAUUGUGUUGGAUUGUCCUGUGGCAACUAUAUUUCGACGCUGUGGCCUGAGUGAGGCACUUUCCUCCGACGUGGGAUACUGCACAGAUAGGUUUCUUUCUUUGCCAUUUAACCGCAGGCUCUAGGCUUUAGUUGAUCUCUUGUACAAUUAGUAGAAUUUUUUGGUUCCCAUAUUGUAUAUAAUUUAAAUAUAAUACAGCCAAGUAGUGUACAUUGUAUUUACCAUGGAAACUAGGUUGACAAUUACUGCCCAGUUUAUAAGUGAUGGUCGUUCUCUGGGGUACGAAGGUGAAAGGUUAGAGAGGUAUGUGGCUGAGCAGAAAGAAGACUAUGAAAAAGCUAAGAAAGAGGAGUUUGAACGAGAAAAGGCUAGAUUUGAGAGAGAGGAAAGAUUGAAAGCAGAGGCGAAGGCAGAGGAGAAGGCCAGAUUUGAACGUGAGGAGAAGGCCAAGCGUGAGGAACACGAAAGGUGGAAAGAAAGAGAUGCCAGGGAGGAACUCAAGAGGAAAGAGGAGAUGGAACUAGAAAAAAUGAAGGAAAAGUCAGCAACAGCGGCUGGGACGGCAACACAGGCAGAGGUGCGGCCUAGAAAUGUUUUAGAUAAACUUGACAAGAGCUUCCAGGGAAUGAAGGAAGACGAUGACCUGAUGGCAUAUUUAACACACUUUGAGGCCGUCGCAACAAGAUGCAAGAUUGAUAGAAAGGAAUGGUCAUUGCUCCUGUCCUAUAAACUAACUACCUUUCUAAGAAACUGUAUGCUGCGUGACAGUCUGUUUUUGAAUGAAAAUUAUGAGGAAGUGAGGACCGUAUUACUCCGACAUGCGGAUAUCAACGCGGAAACCUGCCGCAAGAGGUUCCACCGGGUAAAACCACGCCAGAACAAUUUUAGAGGUUUUGUCACAGAGCUGCGAAAUGCGUUGGACAAUUGGUUGAAAAUGGCUGAUGUAGGCAAGACUGUGGAAGAAGUGAAAGAGUUGCUGGUGAAAGAUAGGAUACUUGAGAAUGUGUCUGGCGAUGUGUACAAGCAACUGAUAAUAAGUAAGAAAGGCACGGUUGAUGAUAUGAUUGAUGUUAUUGAAGGUUUUAAGGUUGCUAGUGCGGGUGUGUCGCUUGCUAAGGAAGACAAAGUGUAUGUUGCGGCAGCGUGUAGUGAGCCUGUGAUGAAUCGGAGUCCUGGGGGCAAAAGGAUGGAGAUCGCUUGCUUCAGUUGUGGUGAAAGGGUUCCAAAGACUUACCCGAUUAAUUCAACUGAUAGGGAAGACGAUUGUAAUACUGUGGUCAGAGCACAUGAGCAGAGGCCAAGUGAUAGAUGACUAGAGGUCCGUCGCGAGUCCAAGAGUCGUCGUGACUAUAAGCUGAUUCCGGAUCGUUACACAGUGACAGUUAGAAAUUUACCAUAUAAUGUUAACUGGCAGAAGUUAAAGGAUAGGUUUAGAGAUGUUGGUUUGGUGGGAUUUGUGGAGGUUUUGAUGGCGAAUGGGAAGUCAAUGGGUAUAGGUCAUGUUAGGUUCAGGAAUCUGGCAGACGUUGCGAGAGCAGUUAAAUAUUUGGACAAGUCAAAAUUUGGAGGUAGGAAUAUUGUGGUUGUUCCUCAUCGUAUAAGCACGCGGGGAUAACGUGAUGAUAACUAGGGUACUCUGGCAAAUCCAUAUUGGGUUGUUUAAAUAUCGAGACCUAUGGAUGAAUGGUGUUAGUAUAUUUAGAUGUUGAUAUAGUCAAUAUUCUAGACGAAGCUAUUUUUUUCCAUUCCACUUAUAUCUUUAUAUAUACUUAAAGUAAGUUGAGUAUACACUUUGUUAUUUAAAGUAUCGGAACCAUAUCUGUUAGUUAUGGGAGUAAAAGUUUCUUGGUAGAUACGUGGAUUUAGUUUUUCCUUUAAAGGCAUUCUUACGUCGGUUAAAAUCCAUGAGAGUAGACUGGAGCUGUGAGUGUGCGAAGGCAUUGAAGAGAGUGCAGGCCUGUCUGUGUAAGUAUCCUAUUCUUCGAUUGCCUGAUUCUUCUCUACUGUUUUAUCUCCAGACUGAUGCCUCAGACAAAGGGAUCUCUGGCAUUCUAAGUCAGUGUGUGAAUGGUAUGUUGCAUCCUAUAAAAUUAUGUGAGCCGUAAAGUGUUGCCUCGGGAGCAGAAGUAUUUUACCAUUAAACCUGAAGAAGUGGCCAUUGUAUAUGCAAUAGAAAAUGGGACAAUUAUUGGCCGGGAACAAAAUUUAAUCUCCAGACUGACCACAAGGCUUUAUGUUACUUUAGGAGCACUAACUGUACCAAUGCACGCAUUACAAGAUGGGCACUAGUGU